CUCUUUCUUUCUUUCUCUUUUUUUUCCCUUUUCUAUUUCUUUACAGUUGUAUUUAAUAAUAAACAAGUUAUUAUAUAAUGAAUUGUGAAUAUUGCCAUGUUGCAAGUCGUAAAUUCUACUGUGUAGAUUGCAUUGAAGAAAAAUUAGCAGAGCAUAAACAAGAAAAAGAACUUGCUACGAAUGAAAAGAAUCAUGUUGUCCAACAAGCAACAUUAUUUCUUAAUCGUGCCAGUGUGAUUCAAGCACUUUUAGCAAAGAAAAAUAAGUUAUGCAUGGGCUUACAAACAAUACAAACACAACAGGUUCAACUUACAAAAGAGAUUCACUCAAAAACAACACGGAUAUCCGAUUUAAAGCGGACUAUAGAGGCUAAAAGACGCGCAUUAGACCUGGCUGAGGCUAGAUAUAAGAAUAGUAUAGCACGGUUAAAAGAAAAGAACAAUAUAGACAUGAUAAGAUCUUGGCAACGUCUGCACAAGAUGACAGUAGGGACAAGAAGGAUCUUAGUCAAGGAAGUAGCGUCUUUAUUUGAACUAAAACCAGGCGUGAUUGAGGAAACUGUAGCACCAACAACACCUAUAGAGGAUGAUAGAGCACCAUUUAGUAAAAGGCCGAUGAGCUUGUUAAAUAAAGAGGAUUUGUAUAUAUGCGGCGUAACUUUACCAACUAAGCUCAUUGAUGUAUCCAAAUAUCCAAAAGAAGAACUAAAUGCUCCAAUAAACCUGGUUACGCAUAUGCUACGCUUAAUCGUUCACUACCUGGGCAUCAAAUUACCCUUCAUGAUUUUCCAAAAGGGAAUUCAUUCCUAUAUCCGUAUUGCGACGCCAAAUGCAAAACUAUGGCACAACAACAACAAGAUGCCUCUAUUCUUGGAUGAUGAAGAUAGAAAUUUUCGACGAUUCGUGAUUGGCAUGGCUAUGCUAAAUUAUGAUAUUGCUUAUUUAUGUUAUACCCAAGGAAUAGAAAUAUCACUUAGUCAAGUAGCAAACACACUACAAGGUUUAAUGGCUUGCUGUUAUUCAUCUAAACUUGGCAUGCAAUCGCAUGCCAUUGUAUACAAAGGCAUAAGAGAUCUAGAAUUCCCUGUAGAGUUUCAGCAAGUGCUCAGAAUGACUGCACUACGAUACAGGUCACAGCACGCAAUCGAUCGAUCCUCAGAUCAAUUAGACGAUUUAUUGCUCUACUUGGACAGUGAUGAAGAGAUGGAAAAUGAUGAUAAAGAAAAGAUGGACAAGACAGAAUCCAGUCCUGCGAUAGAACAAAGCGAGCAUUGGAAUCUGGUGGACGUCAUGCCAUCAUUUCGUCUUACGUAAAUACCCCACGAAAAACACUGCUUUUUCUUAAAAUGAAGCCAUAUUUCUUUUCCUCUUCUUUGAACCACAUCUACUACUAUCGGCCUUUAUCUUCUUUGUAUUUCUAAAUGAAAAUUUGAUGCAAGUUGCUCUUCAUAAUUACUACUCAACACAACUUCUUUAUAAAGCUCUUCUA
This is a messenger RNA of Rhizopus microsporus ATCC 52813, 1488 nucleotides long. RefSeq lists its product as uncharacterized. Gene Ontology annotation, biological process: SNARE complex assembly. Gene Ontology annotation, molecular function: SNARE binding. The coding region runs from base 78 to 1313 and encodes 411 amino acids. Lineage: Eukaryota; Fungi; Mucoromycota; Mucoromycetes; Mucorales; Rhizopodaceae. The transcript has 5 exons. The record is from RefSeq and is a predicted model, not a curated record. Gene Ontology annotation, cellular component: endosome; lytic vacuole.